GUUAAUGACAUAUUUGUUAGCAUUCAAUUGUCACUUUGGCCAGUUCACCUAGAAAUAUCAUGCAUACAUACAUUCAAAGUUAACUAAUAUUAUUUUAUUCUAGACUUGUAUUUAUUAAAAAAUGUGGCAGCAAAUUUCAUUGUUAGUUACCCUCCUAAUUGGUCUCUCCUCUAAAGUAAGGAGCGAUUUUAUAUCUCUUAAAUCAAUACCCAGUCCCCCAUCCGGACAAGAUAUUACAAACAAAGUGUUUAAAACUGGUCAAAAUAUUGAUAUACUCCCCGCCGCUUACGGUGAUUUUAAUGGGGACAAGUUAACUGAUAUUGUGACCAUUGAUAAUAACAGAACCACAGUGACAAUUUAUUUAGCAAGUAAGGAAGUUCCAUACAUGAAACUUGGACCAUCGUGGAAUUUCACGGAACAUCAGGAACAUGACAGCAAAUUUGAAAAAAUCAACUCUGUGACGAUGGGCGAUUUUACGGGCGACGGUUUAAUAGACCUAAUGAUUACAACAAGCGCACGUGUCAAUAUUACGCAAAAUUUCAGCAUUUCGUGUCACAAUCUAAGUCACAUUGAAGAUAAUCCCGUUGACACAAAUGCUACGUUACACUUUACUUACAAAGUUCCUGCUAUCGAGUUGAUAUUUUGUAUUGGAAAUGGGAAAUCUAUCAAUUGUUCGAACCAUGAGAAAUCAAAACCAUUGGUUCAAGAGCCACUAAUAGUCGAUUUAAACAGAGACAUGAUUUUAGAUUUGGUGGGAGAAAUAUGGGGAAUGGAAAAUAAUAAUACUAAGACGAAUUACACUAUCGAUAAUAAAACAUAUAUGUGCGCCCCAAAUCCAAUGCUGGUUAAAGUAAAGGCAGUAUGGUUAUCUGAGGAAGGAAGACCAGCAGCAAAAUAUAAGGAAGGAAUAUUUGAUGGAAAAAGAUCGACCGACCAUCUGAAUUUUCCGAUGUCCCACCCAUCGUCAAAUGCGUAUGUGGACAUCGAUGGAGAUUUUAUUCCAGAACUAAUUUUAAUAACAAACCAAUCACAAACAGAAUCUCAUGCCAAUUUUUCUCGAGAAAUUUACAGUGUGAUAUAUGACUCGAGUUCUUCAAAUCUUAGUCUUCAUGUCAAGAGUCCAAGAAAACCAAUUCUUCUUAAAAAUGAGACUGUUGAAAUAUUAGGCCAACCAUUAUUCAUCGAUUUGGAAAGAAAUUCAAAUCUGGUUCACAUCAUUCCAUUUUGUGCUAAAAAAGAUUGUUCGACAAAAUGGGGGAUUCUUGUAGAUGAUAAGAGCGGAGAGUUUCAUAAAAUUGAGCUUGGUCCUAUCAACUUUGGUGGCAAUGAAUGGAGAAUUAUUGAACCCAUUCACUUCCAGGAUACGAUAAAUCCACAAAUCGAAAUAAAUUUUAUAAACCAGCCAGCAAGCCAGCCUGGACAACAAGAUCAACUAAUGAACAUGACUGUAAAUGGUAAUUUUGAGAGUCAGACACAGAAUUUUUAUUCCAGGAGCAUAGUAAUGCAAGCAGGUGAUUAUAAUCUUGACGGAUAUCCGGAUCUGCUAGUGGUUCUAGAGUCAAAAUUAAAAGCUGAGAUUCUCAAGAAGGCUGUAAUUUUUGAAAAUGUUCCUUGCAAUACGGAGGGAUUCAAUUUAGGAUGUCCAUUUACAAGAACAUUUGAACCAAACUUUAAAUUUUUACAAGAAUACGAAAAUGUCACUUUUGCAAGUUUCUUUGAUCUCAAGGAGAAUGGUAUACUGGAUGUUCUGAUUGUGCAGGAAUCAGUCGAUCAAAAGCAUCCUGACGUUAAAAACCCAAAUUACAUUGUCCGUGCGUUCGAAACCAGUUCAAACGCAGAUUCUUAUUUCAUUAAAGCAUUAGUUCUUUCUGGUAGACCUUGUUCGCAAUGCUUAGAAAAGGAUGUGCCUUACGGCAAUCUGAUUCCGGGAGCCCUUGUCGGAUACACGAUGAAAGACGUGGAGGGACAGACACAGACAUCAAUUGCUACACAGGGUUAUCGUUCCGGUUAUACCACGCUGGACGUGCCGUACACAAUUUUCGGCAUCGGACACUCCCCCAACUUCGUUGACCAUUUCCAUUUCUACCUCGGAUACUGCUUUAGUCUCACCUCCAACCAAUCCUUCUCCCACGACUCGCGUCAAAUCAUUCCAAACUCUCAAAUCUAUGCGAUUCCGAGCUAUCCUAUUUUGCAAGACUCUCACGAAACCACCAUGACCUGGAGAGUCAAGCUUUUCUUAACUCCAGGGGACGCAGUUCUGCAAACAUUUGGGGUUCUUAUUGGCAUUAUAGCUCUGGUGGCGGCAUUGGCAUCAGGUUUAGAGUACAAAGAAAAAAGAUCAGACCGGAAGGAGCGGAUGGCAGAAGCUCGACGUUUUCUAAUGUAAAAUUACUUUGUAUAUAAUUGGUUAUAAGUAAUUAUAAAUUAUGUUUUUGUGUUAGAAUGUAAAUAAGUUAGACUAAAUAUUUUACGCAGAUGUGCCUCAGUAAGAUAAUAACUUAUUGCGUGGAAUUUUUUUUAAGAGUGAAUGAAAGGGCUUCUUUAUGAUCAAUAAUGAGAACAGUUUAUUUCAAAGAAAAAUAAUUUUGUUUGCAGCUCAUAAAAUAAAAUUCAUUAAUUCGUUGAUGAGAGGGCAAAGUCUUUAUGAGCUUAGACAAACAAAUUACGCAGAAAUAAGUCAAUUAGAGCGUAACGGAGGAGGAAAACUGUUUUGUCUUAUGUUAGACUCUUGUGCUCUCUUGGAAAUAAAGUCAACUUAUUGAAACUCGACUACUCAA
This is a messenger RNA of Folsomia candida, 2777 nucleotides long. Its product is annotated as T-cell immunomodulatory protein. Gene Ontology annotation, cellular component: plasma membrane. NCBI's taxonomy places the organism in Eukaryota, Metazoa, Arthropoda, Collembola, Entomobryomorpha, Isotomidae. The transcript is spliced from 4 exons. The coding region runs from base 122 to 2386 and encodes 754 amino acids. The record is from RefSeq and is a predicted model, not a curated record.